This is a messenger RNA of Lactuca sativa (garden lettuce), 594 nucleotides long. NCBI's taxonomy places the organism in Eukaryota, Viridiplantae, Streptophyta, Magnoliopsida, Asterales, Asteraceae. The record is from RefSeq and is a predicted model, not a curated record.
AUGGUGAACCUCAACAUGAACACGAUGACAUUGUAUUCUCAUCUGCUUGGAUCAUCAACAAAAAUUCCAAUGUUGAUUCCAGAUUACUACGAUCAACGGGCAGAUCGUAUGGAAGACUAUCUCAAUGGAUUGGAUGAAAAGUUAUGGAAUUGCAUCAAAGGAAGUGUUCAACCACCAUCGAAUACUCAAAAUAUAAGAUCAUCUGGAUCAACAUCUGUAGUAGAAGAACAAGCAAGAAGGCUGAAAAACAAUGAGAAGCGUUGUAUGAGAGAGCUGAGAGGUGCUUUGCCACCUGUUUCUUACAACUACAUCCAUGGUUGUAAAACUGCAAAAGAGAUCUGGAAUACUCUCAAAGAGAAAUAUCAGGGGAAUGAGAAAACGAAAAUGAACUCUGUUAAAAAGUGCUUGGUUGAACUGAAAGAAUUCAGACAGAAAGAGAAUGAAACAAUUGAAGUUUAUUAUGAUCAUCUGAAUGAGUUGAUUUAUAGGUGUAAUCGCUAUGGGAUUACAAGGUCUUCCAUGGAGUUCAAUCUUACAUUUGUAAUGGCACUUCGUAAGGAGUGGAUAAGUGUAAGCAUGAUGGCGAAGAAUUAG